Molecule: messenger RNA, 384 nt
Organism: Ceutorhynchus assimilis (cabbage seed weevil)
Lineage: Eukaryota; Metazoa; Arthropoda; Insecta; Coleoptera; Curculionidae
Source: the annotation of a GenBank genome assembly
AUGCCUCCUGAAACUCUAAGUAAAUUCGAUAAGCGAAUAAAACGUAAAAUUAUUGCUGCUGCUGAUAGCAUUAAAAGAAAAUACGCAUCAUUAAAAUUGGAAAGGAACGAAGAAGAUGACGCAAUAACUAAAUUUUUCAAUCCCAUCAAAGAGCCGCUAAUCAAGGUUAAAAAUGAGGAGGAGGAGGAUGAGGAGAAGGAGGAGGAAGAGGAUCAAGAAGGUAUUGAUUUCAAACCUAAAAAAAUUAGAAAAAUCUCGAAAUAUGCAUCCACUUCAAGGCCAAAAGAAGAAGUUUUUGAGGUUAAUGAGGAUAGUGAUGAAUAUGAUAAUUUGCAACAAAAUGUACUUAAGCCAAUUGAAGUCCAAGUCACAAUAACUUAUUGA